This is a messenger RNA of Oryza sativa Japonica Group (Japanese rice), 1532 nucleotides long. RefSeq lists its product as uncharacterized. NCBI's taxonomy places the organism in Eukaryota, Viridiplantae, Streptophyta, Magnoliopsida, Poales, Poaceae. The record is from RefSeq and is a predicted model, not a curated record.
GCACUUCGAAAUUUCAGAGCCCCAGACGCGGCACCGCGGCAGAGCGGCAUCUUCUUCUUCCUCCUCGCGACUCCCACCCUCCGGCCUCGGUCGCCGCCAUGGCCGAGACCCCCGACGAAUCCGCGGCCGCAAUCGAGGCGCGAGGAUGGAGCUCGCACCCGUUCUCGUUCCCUUCCCAGCCGCCGGAUAUCAAGAACUGGUUCUCGAGCUAUGAGUACGAGUCGCCGGAGGUGCCGGAGCUGGUUGGUGGCAAUGGCGGCAAUAGCGGCAGCGAGACCCAAGACCCGCUGGAGAAUAUCCAGGUCGGGGUGCCUGUGGAUUCGUUGUUGGAACCGACCACCCAUGAUGGUGAUGGUGAUGGUGAUGGUGAUUCUGCUUUGAGGGGAAACCAAUGUGGACAGCAACACGAGCAUGAGGUUUCUGCUAUUAGAGAGUUCAUUCCCAUUAGUAAGAGCAAAGUGGAGCGUGGCACGAAGAGGAAGCAAAGCUUGCGGAGCUUGUUCGGAGAUGGCUUUCUUGACAACAUCGGUGAGACUUCUGAAACUGAAACUCAGGCGGUGUUGUCUGUUCAGAGAAAUGAAGCCGAGCCUCUGCCAGAUCGCAAUGCCAUGGGCUUGCCUGAUGAUGAUGAUACUCAAGGAGGUCAGGAAGGCGCGAUCGAAUGCAGUGAGCUGCCGGUGGAUUGUAAUGGCAUCGAUGUAGGUGAUACUCAAGAAGGUUCCCAGGUUGAUCAGGAGAAAGAGCAGAGCAAACUGCUAAUUGGUGAUGGUAUGAGUUCAUGUCAUGCUGACAAAAUCACCCCGAAAGAUGGUAAUGAGCAGAGCAAACUGUCAGUUGAUUGUACUAGAACAUGCAAGGAUCGCACCAAAAGGCGGUUUGACGGAAAUGGCAUUAAGAGCAGCCUACCAUCCAUCGGUUGUAAUGAUAUCAUCAUACCUAACACUGAAGAAAAUUCUCCAGGAGAAGAAACUUGCCAUGGCAACCCUGCAAUGGAUGACAAAGAGCAGGAAGAAACAGUUGCAGCUGAUGGUUUUGUUGCCAUCAAGAGAAAGGAGAAACUAGAACAAACAUUCAACACAAACAAAAUUCCUAAGCCCCCAACGAGAAGAGCGAAGUCCACGACGUUGCAAGAGAACCGUGACAUUGUGGAACAGAAAGUCGUAGUCCAAGAACGCACUAGCAGAAGCCCCUUAGCAGACAUGACUAAUGUUUCAGAAGUAGCAGCUGCUCCAACAACGACAGAGAUCCGCGGUAAAUGGAAGUGCCCUCGCAAAGGGAAGCACUAUGUUGGUCCUCCGUUGAAACAGCUGCGUUUGGGGCAAUGGUUGCGCCGACUGGAUUGAAGCAUAUGCAUUGUUCAGGUUGAAGCAAUUUUUCCUUUUGUAUUGGCAACUGGUGAUUUGGUGCCAUGUUUUCAGGUUUGGUGUUUUUACCCAGCCUGUUGUACGAGUGCAUGCCACUAUAUAUGUCAGGCAGAAAACACUAUAUGCCUGCUUCUAUGGUCAUCUAUCUAUCUAUUAUCUAUUUAUCUA